This is a messenger RNA of Peromyscus californicus insignis, 8008 nucleotides long. It is a transcript of the gene Uhmk1, whose product is annotated as U2AF homology motif kinase 1. Gene Ontology annotation, cellular component: nucleus; neuronal ribonucleoprotein granule. Gene Ontology annotation, molecular function: ribonucleoprotein complex binding; protein serine/threonine kinase activity; ATP binding. Gene Ontology annotation, biological process: regulation of protein export from nucleus; peptidyl-serine phosphorylation; positive regulation of translational initiation. The record is from RefSeq and is a predicted model, not a curated record. Bases 159 to 1418 code for a protein of 419 amino acids. Lineage: Eukaryota; Metazoa; Chordata; Mammalia; Rodentia; Cricetidae. The transcript is spliced from 8 exons.
GCUUCCGGUGUCAUGGCGGCCUGAGUCCCGGGAGUCGGUGCGGGCGCUGCGGGCCCCUCCCUGCGGAGCGGCGGGUCCGGGCGGGGAUGUGACGGCGGGCGCCGCGGGCCUUCCUGGCGCGUCGUGUCGGCUCGCGUGUCCUCGCCCCAGCCCGCACCAUGGCGGGGUCCGGCUGCGCGUGGGGCGCCGAGCCGCCGCGCUUCCUGGAGGCCUUCGGGCGGCUGUGGCAGGUACAGAGCCGCCUGGGCAGCGGCUCGUCGGCCUCGGUGUAUCGGGUGCGCUGCUGCGGCACCCCGGGCUCGCCCCCCGGAGCCCUCAAGCAGUUCCUGCCUCCGGGAACCACCGGGGCUGCGGCCUCGGCCGCGGAGUAUGGUUUCCGCAAAGAGAGGGCGGCGCUGGAGCAGUUGCAGGGUCACAGGAACAUCGUGACUUUGUAUGGAGUCUUUACCAUACACUUCUCUCCAAACGUGCCAUCACGCUGUCUGUUGCUUGAACUCCUGGAUGUCAGUGUUUCGGAAUUGCUUUUAUAUUCCAGUCACCAGGGUUGCUCCAUGUGGAUGAUACAGCAUUGUGCCAGAGAUGUUCUGGAGGCCCUUGCUUUCCUUCACCAUGAGGGCUAUGUCCAUGCAGACCUCAAACCACGGAACAUACUGUGGAGUGCAGAGAAUGAAUGCUUUAAGCUGAUUGACUUUGGACUUAGCUUCAAAGAAGGCAAUCAGGAUGUGAAGUAUAUUCAGACAGACGGGUAUCGCGCUCCAGAAGCAGAACUGCAAAACUGCUUGGCCCAGGCUGGCCUGCAGAGUGAUACAGAAUGUACCUCAGCUGUUGAUCUGUGGAGCCUCGGAAUCAUUUUACUGGAAAUGUUCUCAGGAAUGAAACUGAAACAUACAGUCAGAUCUCAGGAAUGGAAGGCAAACAGUUCUGCUAUUAUUGAUCAUAUAUUUGCCAGUAAAGCAGUGGUGAAUGCCGCAAUUCCAGCCUAUCACCUCAGAGACCUUAUCAAAAGCAUGCUUCAUGAUGACCCAAGCAGAAGGAUCCCUGCUGAGAUGGCAUUGUGCAGCCCAUUCUUUAGCAUUCCUUUUGCCCCUCAUAUUGAAGAUCUGGUGAUGCUUCCAACUCCAGUGCUCAGACUCCUCAACGUGCUGGACGAUGAUUAUCUUGAAAAUGAAGAUGAAUAUGAAGAUGUUGUAGAAGAUGUCAAAGAGGAGUGUCAGAAAUAUGGACCAGUGGUUUCUCUGCUUGUUCCAAAGGAAAAUCCUGGCAGAGGACAAGUCUUUGUUGAGUAUGCAAACGCUGGUGACUCCAAAGCUGCUCAGAAAUUGCUGACUGGGAGGAUGUUUGACGGAAAGUUUGUUGUGGCUACAUUCUACCCGCUGAGUGCCUACAAGAGGGGAUACCUGUAUCAAACCUUGCUUUAAUCAGUAACCCAAGGACUAUUUCCUGUUUCUCCUCUUCCAUUUCUCCGAUUAUUAUAUUCCACAGCUGAAUGCAGGAGCACCCCUUUACCCAUUUUAAAGGGUACCUUGUACAUUUAUUUAAUCCUACUAAUGUGCAGCCAUUGCCCAAACAGUGACUGCAUUGCAAACAUUGGCACUGAGUAGGACAAGACCUCUCAGCUAUACAUUGAGGGGGUUAGAGCACCCACGUGGGCACCCUUUAUUUGUGCAGUAGGGCAGGUGCUGCUCUUUAGUAUGUAACCUAAAACAGAUGUCAUUUCAUGUGAUGAUGAAGCAAAGACGAGUAACUUGUCAUAGUGAAUAUGAUUAACAAUUUGUUAGGGUUGGUGACAUCACAGAGUGUCUGUUUGUGUUGUCAGGUGUAUCUCAUUGUUCUAGCUGGCACUGGACGCUCUAAUGUUAAGUCGUUGUCAAGCAGCAGUUACCUACCGUGUUCUUAACAAUGAGUUGGGAACUUUUCUAAGGGAGUACUGUAGGACUUAAUAUUCCUCUGAAGAAACUGCAGUGAGCCUAUCUCCGUUUUUAAAAUUACUAUUGAGGCUUUUAAAAUAGAAGCUGAUGCUUGAUCUUGCACAAUUUUUAUGUCGAGUAUGUGUGCUUGAGUGGGUGUGCAGGUGUGAGAGAAGAGAGAAAUUUGAGUCAGUGUACUUUAUAGUGUGAGUCUUGUGAUCUAAUAUAGUCUAUAACCAUUUCUUCCUACCUGUUUCACACUUGUGAGACUUGAGGUGUAGGUUUCUUGAAAGUCAGUCUGACUGAUAGAAUGUAGAUGACAGAACAGUUCAUUCCCGUAAAGCGCAGAACAAACUGGAGUCUAGACCAGGGUUACGUUGAAACUCUUCCAAGUAACUGGAACAAAGAGGGUUUCGGUACAUGUAAAUUACCCCAUUCUUCAGUCUACUUUAUACUCAAGAUUGACUCAUCUGUUUUGUACUGAACCUCUUGUGAUAAUUGUAAAAUUUCUCCAGGUGUGAUUUUUUCAGUUAUAAUGGAAAAUUGAAGUGGAUCAGAAAAAAAACAGGUUGUUGUGCAGUGAAGGGAGAAAAGUACGAAGAAGGUAGCUAUCACGGAUCCUUUCCCCGCGUCCUCCCCGCUGCCUCCCACCGUAGGCAUCCCCUUCCCCCUUGGCCCCUCUGCAGCUGAGGGCAGUGCCCAGUCAUCUGGCUUUUGACUGGAAGGGAGUAAAGAAAGGUUGGGGUGUUAUGAGGUGGAAGUAGAAAGAAGAAAAACUCCAUUCCUAAGAGCUCCAUAACGGACUAAUGUGGCCUUGACUAGAGGGCGCCUAUUCUCAUGCGUUUGUGGGCACAGGUUGACUGUGACUUGAGGAUUGUGAGUGUGCAUUCUUUUUACUGUAUAGUAGAUUGCCUUGAAAGUUGUAAACUUAUGAAACAUUUGUAAAGCACUGAUUGUACAAGACAACCCACAAAUUGUACACCAGUUAGGAAUUUUUUCCUAGCUCCUUACCUGAAAGUUUUAUUUAUUUAUUUUUCCUUAGGAAAGAGUCUUUCCUUCCCUGGUGGCAGCCCACUUACAUAGUUUUCUCUUGUUCGUGCCAUACAAGUUCCUGGAAGCUCCAUUACAAUUGCAUUUUAGAGGAUGAAUUCUUUUACCCUGGUCAAACAGUCUGUCCAACAUUUGUUAGUAAAAUCAGAUUACUCAGAGCUCCCUCUUAUGAAGUUAAAUUGGUUAUAAGGGGAUUGACUGAUGAAUUACCUAAUGUUUUUAUGUCAUGGUCCCUGAUGUGUUCCUUAGAAAGAAGACUCUUUCAGGGGUUGAUUGGGUGGUUGGUUUGCAAGUCAAAAUUGAAGAGCACACAAUCAGUGCUCUGAAGCCCUGAGCUUUCCUAAAACAUAAAUAUUUACACCAGGGGCUGGUUCUGUGGUUACAGUGUACAAGUGAAUUCUUUUGAAGGUCAAGUGUGCUUAGCACAUGUUCUUGAAGGUCAAGUGUGCUUAGCACAUGUUCCUGUCUCAUAAAAAAGAUUCUUGCAAAUAAACUGCAGAUAGGCUUCCAAGCUUUGUCGUGCAGUAUGCUGCUAACAUUUCUGCACUUAGAGAAUUCUGUGAUCCUCAUUAUUGCAAAUGUACUCAUAAAUAUGUGUAGUGUUUGACACUGUAGACUUACUACAAAAGAUGCUAGUUUGAUUUGAAGGGAGCUAAGGAAGUAAAUGACGGGCCCAAGUAAUUGCAUUGAAUUAAAUAUUUUAUAUUGAAGCCACAGAAUUGAAAACAAAAGAUAACCUACUAUGAUUUAAACUAUUGUUUAAUAGCUUAGCCCAUUUACCAAAGAGGACAGCUGUAGAUUCUCCCUCCUCUGAUACUAUGAGGACUUUCAUUUUAAUAUCUUUCUUAAACUGGGACCAAAUAUUAUAAAAUAUACAAUUUUCACAAUAAAUAUAUGCACAGGAAUUUUAAUUCUUUGAAGUUAUUAAAAACCUAAAAUUCUUUUAUUAAGAGGCAAGGUAAAGAGUGGAGGGUUCAUACUACUUAGCCCCUGUCUCUGGGGGCAAAUUUUACCUCAGGUAGUUUUUCUUUCCCUCUGUUAGUCUUUGUGCUUCCUCCCCUUGUGCCUUCCCACUUCCUUCUUUAUUCUUCCAUGGUCUACUCUACUGUGGCACAGUCUGUCCCAGAGAAGGCUUAGCAAGGGAUUGCCCCAUGGGAAAUUUUGGGUUCUUUAGAAGUAUUUGGAGGAGGUGGCUAGUAGCCAUGAUCAAAUCUGUAAUACAGUGUUUAGAAGAGACUGUUAGAUGGGCCCCUCAGUAAGGUGUUUAUUAAUCUCUGGAUACCCACCUUCCUUUGUGGCCAUUGACACAGUGGCUUUCUUUGGGAAAUCUCCCUUUCUGCUGUCUCGUGAUCUAAGUCUAUGGCUCCUUUUAGAAUCCAAUGACUGAUAGAGUUUUACUCACCUGUCUCUGUGUUCAUCGAGAAGCGUGACCUUCUCUUUGACUACAAGCUGCUAAAGAGUGUUGAGAUACGUUGACUUGCCACCCACCAUGUCGCCACAGAGAAGUGCAGAAGAAUUGGGGGCAUAAGGCUUCUUUCUCUCUUACUAUACUGGACUUGCCCUCAAGUAAGGGCAUCAGUUAGGGAUAGCUUAAAGGCAGGUUAGAAUACUCAUCAGAAGCUGUUUCUUGGCUCUUUUGAAUUUAUUGAUCAAAGGCAGGUGACUGACUGUCAUCAUUUUUUGGUAGUUCUCACUCUGGCUUAUUAGGCCUAUUGUACAUUUUCUUUUUCAACAGUUAUUGAAAAUGAGCAUCAUCAUACCUGAUGGUAAUUAGCAGCAUAAUGGGUGAGGGGAUCUGUCAGGGAGACACUAGGAACCGUGUGGUUUACCUAGUCUCUCACUUGAAGGGGUUGGGCUGGCUGUUUUAUUCUGAGUAGGGUACAGAUAGGAUGACAUCGUGACUUUCCAUCUGUUGGAUCUGUAGCUAGCUCAAGUUAUGAGCAAGUGCCUUGUGUUUCCUGGCAAAUAUUAAAACUCAUCUGGGCGAAAGCUCUAGGUGAUGACUGCACUGUUGCCUUGUUCUUGGAAUAACUUGGAUUGAGUCAUUUGAGUCCAGAAUUUCCUUGGCUUACUUUAAAAAAUAUAUGUAUAAAACUAUUCCUAUUUAUCUCAGUAUUGUAUGUUGAUGGAAAGGCCAGUUAUUCAGCACAUCUAAUUCUGGGAUCUUGUUCCAUUUGUUGGGUUCCUUCCUCAAAGCUUAUUACUCCAGCUCUCUCUCUGCUUCUUGUAAAUUGUUGUCACAUACAGACCAGUCCUUGGUCACUGCUAGCUCAAAAGAAUUCCUGUUUCUUGAGGUGCUCAGCAUUCACCUUUCUUUUGAAUAGGGGUCUGGCAGUCUUCCCACUUGGUAUUCCUAGCUUCCUUAAAGAAUGCACUGAUCUUGAGUCUCUGUUGUGUGGAGCUCAUCUGGGUAUGUUUAGAUUUUAGAGUCUUAAUCAUGGAGAAGCUUGGAUAUUUUAGUUUUUAGAGGGCCCCCCGCCUUUGAUGGAUUUUCUUCCUUUCUUCUGAUACCACAGGAUGGAUCAUGAUUUUUGUCCUUGCCGCCUCCCCAAGAUGGUGUGCACUAUGUUUAAAGUUGUCUGAUGACUAAUGCUUCAUACCAUGACAAGCAAUUGGCAGGUACUAGAUAUUUAAGAAGGUAAACAAUUUAGACUAUUUUUGCUAUGACUUUAUAGGAGAAGUGAGCUGUCAAAGAAAUACAUAUAAGCCAGGGAGCAUUUAGGAUAAACAGCUUUUUGGAGACAGGAUUUCACAGUGCAGCCUAGACUGGCCUUCAGCUCAGGAUCUUUCUGUCUCAGCCUCCCAAGUGCUGCUUCUCACAGUUUGUACCAUCAUGCCCAGCUCUUGUAGGAAACUAUUUUAUAGAUGGUCAUUAAGGUAAUUUUUCAGGAUAUAAGACAAACACAAAAGUUUACACAAACUUUGUCCUGAUAAAAACUAUUGAUUUUCUAUAGCUCAGCACUUUCCCUGUUCCUUGUGCUGCUUAUGGGAAUGAUUGCUUUAAAUUUGCUGUAUUUGUGCCUUUCAGAGAGUCAGAAUCAUGGCAGUUGUGUUUGUUGGCACCAUUCUAAAUGCUGGCGUGGCUGGGAACCUCACUAAAUGAUUGCCUGAGUGUUAAACUGGGUAGCUGUCACAACACUGGGAAGAGAAAUGGGUGGUUCUUUUGAAGGCGGUAUGUGUUUUGUGAGCUGAGUUCCUAGUGUUUUAAUGGAAAGGCAGUAAGACAUGCUCUUUCUUGCCUUAAGUGGCAAAAGACAGCUUUACUCUACUUCUCUGUGUAAGGAAAGCAAGUUACGUUCUGAGAAGAGAACUGCAAUUGUUUGCUUUCUGUUUGUUUCUUACUGAGAAACUUGCGUAAACAGCAGGCUAUUACCACCUUCAGCCCACUGAUUAUCAGUGAGUAUAUCUCUAGUCAUUCUGUAAAAUCCUCCAUUGGAGGACUGGAGAGAUGGCUCAGGGGUAAAGAGCACUGACUGCUCUUUUAGAGGACCCAGGUUCAAUUCCCAGCAUCCGAAUGGUAGCUCACAACUGUCUGUAACUCCAGUUCCAGGGCCUCACUCAGACAUACAUGCAGGCAAAAACAGCAAUGCACAUAAAAUAAAAAUGAAAUCCUCAGUUGGAGUCACUUCCCUUUUCUCUGUCAGCUCCUCUCCGAAUCUCUUCAGUUACAUGAAUUACCUUUUCUAUAUUAUUUUAUUAGGUGGGUCACCGGAAGGCUGUCAGCCUUAAGAGAAGGAAAGAGAACUAUUAAUAUGAAUUGAGACAGGGAAGGAAGUAGCUCCCUUACUGGCAUUAGUGAUCUUCCGCAUACAGUUCAUCUAGACUUCUUACCUGUAGCAUAAAAACAUGGCCUUUCUUACACAUUCCUCAUCCUUGUUUCCCCAGGAGAUUGCUGUCAGGGUUCAUGAGGCCAGAUUAAAUAUCCAUAUUCAGUUUGUCCUCAUUUUUUAAAAGUAUUUGAAUUCCAGCCCUUGUGCAUUUGGAGUUCAUUGCUAUUCUUGCAAAUUGAAGCUCAGAAAGAACCUGGGGGUCAGCCAUCUCUGUCUUCCUUCUGCACGUGGAGUGGGUGGCAUUAGUCUGCACUAACUGCAGUUACAGCACCUUGUGAAAAGAAGUGUAAGUAGUGUUUAUUAUUAUGUUAAAAACUUUAAUCUGCACUUCUGUAAUUAGCAGGAUAUAAAGCUGUCACAUCUUUUCCAUCAGCAUUUAUUUUUCAUUCUUCCUUUGUGAGAAAUCUUAAAAUACUUUAACAUUCCUUAAUCACUUUUAAUUCGUUUCAAAUCUGGGAUAGAAGACUUUUUCCCCCAUCCUAAAAAGGGCUCUGUCUUUUCGAUCUUUUUGUCACUCUUAGAAAUUCAUUUACGAUCAAUACAUUUUAAUAGUUUCUGGUCUCGGGACUGUGCCAGUACUGGAGUGAUUGAUUGUGAAUAUGAAAACCUACUGUUUUCCCUUGCAAACCUGGAGUUACUGUUUUGGGCAUAGGUCUGGCUUACAAACCGUGUGAAAGAUCACUUAAACCAAAGCCAGUUCUAAGGAGUGUUCGCUCCUGCUGGUUUACCUCCACCUCAGAGCGACAGGGACAUUGCAGUGCGCAGUGAGUGGUCUGUGACAUUUCUCCCUGCUGUUUCAGUAGCCUGUUGGUCUUGGCAUUUCUUGAUGCUACGAGUCUGGGUUUCGUGGUGUUUUACUGCUUGUGAAUGGUUGGGCUUUGGUUGUUGUUUGUUUGAACUAAGUGGGACUGUAAAUGUAGAUAGAUGUGUUUUAAUACCAAGAUGUUCUUUUUUCAAAUCCCUAAAUUUCUGAUUUCCAUACCACUCUUUCAGACGUCUGUAUUCUUGCUGAUACCAGAGGACUUUAUCUCCACCUCCCUAUAAAGUGUGAGCACUGUGUUUCAGCGAGCUGCAUUGCGGACUUCUGCUGAAAACUUCUGUAAACACAAUUGCCUUGUUCAGUUUUGUUGUAAACUGACUCACCAUGCGAUGCACUGUUGUUGAUAGCUUCCUGAUGUGUGGUGGAUAAGAGUGAUAAAAUAAAGCUUACAAAGAAAAAUG